Messenger RNA from Serpula lacrymans var. lacrymans S7.9, 842 nucleotides. RefSeq lists its product as uncharacterized. The transcript has a single exon. The record is from RefSeq and is a predicted model, not a curated record. Bases 15 to 590 code for a protein of 191 amino acids. Lineage: Eukaryota; Fungi; Basidiomycota; Agaricomycetes; Boletales; Serpulaceae.
AGUGUCUUGACCUUAUGACGACAUUGACGCAACUGGAGUAUACCAGAGUGGACGCAUGCCCGAGAAGGCCGAUGAGCCAUCCUGUCUGUACUCUAAUAAAGAACUAUUUGCUGUAUAUAACCUCAAGUCUAUCAACAUCACGAUGCGGCCAUCUGUUAACCACUCUCACAACCAGAAAACCUGGUCAUUUCCCCAUAACACCCCUUCGCCAUGACCGGCAUCUCAGAGACAGACGCCAAAUCACUGCGUACACCCUACCCCAGCGACUUCAACUUCACCUGCCAGAACUCCGUCGUGCUCGACCACCCCAUUUCCGUGGCGUUCCCUAUCAUAGCCCAUGGGGGGCACCAUUUCGAACGACUGACAAGGCUGGGAGACGAUUGUACAGAUUUCGAGCUGUUUCACCGCGAUGGCGUCUCCGCUGCAGAUUCGACUCCCCUAGCUCAGUCGCGCGUACGCACCGUCGACCCGGUCGAACCAGGGACGGAGGGCAAGCCACGGCAGUUCUUCCGGCUACAAGAGACGAUCAGUCUUCUCUUUGGGGCUAUCAAAACGAAGGUAGAGCUGGUGGGGUGUCAAACUUGGGAUGAACAUGACAAGGCGGCGCUGUAUGAAAGUGUCACGGAUCAAGGCAUUAUGGUCUGGAAACUGAGAGAGCUUGAGGAGUUUGAGGAGGAUGGCAAGAAAAAGACCAAGGUUACGGAGACUGUCAAAGGCAUCUGCCCCUCGUGGAUGCGGCUUAUUGUUCAAAGAGAAGCUGACAGAGGACACAAGUACGUAUAGAUGUUCAUUGUGUUCCGUCCUCGUGCUGAUCAGGAUGCUUGGAUUAGAAAACAUCUCGC